GGAGCUCGAGUUUGGAACGCAGCCCCGGUCCGUGAUUUGUUUUGUUGUUUGUUAUUUGUUUCUGUACACUCUGUUGUUUUGCACUUCAUUUUGAAUAUCUUCACAUAUUUCUUUAUGUAUUGAAUUUUUGGGAAUAUAUCUUUUAAAAGCGAUGUUUUUACUAUAAAAUUACGUUCAUCAGAAAUAAACUUACCUCUAUUUAACCAGAAAACUAUCUAACAUUAGAAAAAUGGGAGUUACAGUUUUACAGCAGUAUCCAGUGCCAGAAAAUAAAACAGGGACAUAUGUGAUAGAACUGCUCUCAAAACGCAUAUUAGCACUAGGAGCUACUCAGCAAGGGCAGUUCCUUGUGGACUGUGAGAGCUAUUUAUCUCAUCCUCAAAUGGGUACAACAAAAACUGUACACAUACUACACAACUCUGAGCAACCGGCAUCUGUGUUCUCAAUCUUGGAGAGUGGUACAAAGAACAUACAUGUAAUUGCUGAUGGACUCUUUGACUUACUCAUGAUGAAGCUCUCGCAACAUUACACUUCUAAAAAACAGACAAAGAUUGAGAGCAAAGGGCCCAGGUUUGAGCUUGGGGAUUUCUGCGUUAAGUUAGGUUCUGUAACAAUGAAUCAGAAUUUCAAAGGCAUUCUGGUUGAGGUGGAGUAUCGGCCAUGUGUUAUGGCGAAUGCUGUCUGGGGACUGCUGCGAGAGUUCCUUCAAGGUCUCCUCGGCCCUACAAUACCAGUACAGCCUCCGCAACACCUCCUCAGUAGAAUGAACGAAAUAUACACACCUAUUGACACUGUAUACCAAUACUUAGAACACUUCAGUGCUUAUAGAAAAGUCACAGGAAUGAGGAAUGCGUGAAAUCUCCUUUAUGUACUGAAUAAAGUGAAGUGUAUUUAAAAAGGUUAUGUGCAGUGAAUAAAAACCUUCUGAUGGACUUAUUUUUAACUUAAGUAGGUAUUUAAUUUUGUGAUUUGUAGCAGAAGA
Molecule: messenger RNA, 982 nt
Organism: Chilo suppressalis (striped riceborer)
Lineage: Eukaryota; Metazoa; Arthropoda; Insecta; Lepidoptera; Crambidae
Source: the annotation of a GenBank genome assembly